GUUUUGGCAAACAGGACUGCAGAACCCACUGUUUGGCAUGAAGGAUCUCAAGCUUUGGCUGCAUCGCAUUUCAAACUCUGCGGGCUCAGUGUGAACUGUGCUGAAGAGGUCCACAACUAUCAUUAUUUUGUGGAGAUUACGUGAACUUGAAAGAUGGAAAAGAGCACAUUCAGAUUGAUUUACUUAGUGAUGCUGGUUGUGCUUCUGGGUGUCUGUGCUUCAGGAGCAAAAACCAACAGGAAGACUGAAAAGUCUGAGUGGAACCAACAAGAGGAUCAAAUGCUUCUUCCUAAAAGAAAGACCCUUGGCCAUGAUGGAGAUGGCAGCCUUGAUCAAGAUGAUUUGCAUGUGGACAUGCAACAGGAGAAAAUGCCUGUAGAACAAAUUGAGGAUGAUGAUGGAGGUUCUAUGUACACACAUUCUGAGGAGUAUGAAGGAACUGUCUUAAGUGUAACACCUUACUCAGACCUGUCCAACUCAACCAUGACUAAUAGAGUAAAUGAUGCCACCACUGAUGGCACAAUUGCCAAGGACAAUGUCACCGAAUGGGGCAUCACAAGGAUCCACAACCCUCUGUUUCCAGUGACAGACAGCUCCUACAGUGCCUAUGGCAUUCUCUUCCUGGCCCUGGUGGUAUUUGCUAUAGGGAUUGUGGGUAAUUUAGCGGUUAUGUGCAUCGUGUGGAAUAACUACUUCAUGAGGAGCGCAUGGAACUACAUCCUGGCCAGCCUGGCUUUCUGGGACUUCCUGGUACUGUGCUUCUGUCUGCCUGUGGUGGUCUUUAACGAACUUACCAACAAACGGCUGCUGGGGGAUUUCUCAUGCAGGGUUGUGCCUUACAUGGAGGUGACAUCAUUGGGCGUUACUUCCUUCAGCCUUUGUGCUCUGGGUAUUGACCGUUUCCAUGCUGCCACCAGCUCCCUCCCAAAGGCCCGGCGAGUGGAGCGAUGCCAGUCUGUGCUGGCUAAACUGGCUGUGGUGUGGAUUGGCUCCAUGGUUCUAGCGUCCCCUGAGCUGCUUUUGUGGCAGCUGCACCAGACCAAGUCCCCUUCUCUGGGUGUCCAGGUGGACAGCUGCAUUAUGAGUCCAUACCCAAACCUCCCAGAGUCCAUCUACUCCUUGAUUAUCAACUACCAUGACGCUCGAAUGUGGUGGUACUUUGGCUGCUAUUUCUGCCUGCCUGUGGUCUUCACUUUGCUCUGCCAGAUGGCCACCUGCCACGUCUCCAGCGGUAGUGGAAGUUCUCCCAAGCGUCCCGAGGAACGUUCUCCUUCCAAAAAGCAGAAGCUCCAGCACGCUCAGCAGGUCGAACGGCAGCUCAACUGCACCGUCAUGGCGCUGGCCGUGGUUUAUGGCGUAUGUGCCCUGCCAGAGAAUGUGUGUAAUCUCACGCUGACUUAUGCCCCCAUACAAGUGUCUGAGGAUGUGAUGGCUCUCCUUGCCCUCAUAAAUCACUUCUUCCUGUUCUUUAAGUCUUCGGUGACGCCAGUACUGCUGCUGUGUCUGUGUAAGACCCUAGGCCAAGCAUUUAUGGACUGCUGCUGCUGCUGCUGUGAAGAAUGCCAGCCAAGCAACUCCUCUUCCUCCCAAAAUAUCGCUGAAGGCAAGCACAAGAGCACAAAUGAGACAUCCUCCUCCAUUUUCUUUGACAAAGCCAAGGACAGCACCACCAUCUUGUCAAUUGGCAGCUGAGUCAGCUGACCCUGCUCCUGAGCGAUGAGGUCAUGAGAUGACCUAGAACAGGGGUCUCAAACUCCAGUCCUGGAGGGCUGUUGUCCAGCACUGUUUGGUAAUUUCCCUGUCCAAGUACAGCUGAUUCAAAGUUAAUUACAAGGUUUAAUGGGCUGUUUGUGCAGGGACAUCAGCAAUCUGUUCUAGACACCGGCCCUCCGGUUACAAACCCCUGAUCCUAGAAUCAUUCCUCACAUCCACUUGCAUCACAUCUCCCAAGUAGUGGCCAUCUUGUUCUCCAGACUCUCUAACAUAUAUGGAAAUGCACUGAGCUCUUAGAUGGUGCUAGAAUUUUCCCAUUUGCUGCUUUGAUCUUUCUCUUACCAUAGCUAAGAUUUCAACAUGGGUAAAGCCAAUUUAUACAAUACAUACUGCACCAGCAUGUCAAUAAGAUACUGUAAUGCCACCUCAAGAUGCAUAGAUGGAUCUGUAAGUCAUUAACAUCUUCAUCAGCAGGAUAUCAGGUCAAGUCUCUGUAGAUUAGUAGUUCAUAUCAUUCAUUGAUGUACUAUUUGUCUGUUUGCUCUGAUACACUUGUGUACAAAGUUUGUGAAUUUUAUUAAUAGUUGAGAGGAUAUUGUACAUUUAGUGAUCAAAACUUCUUAGAAUGGAAGAGAUUCAAUCAGAUAAUAGGUCAUUUGUUCAGAUAGAAAUAUCUUGUGAGAUUUGGGGUUUUGUUUGUGCAACAGCUAGUGCUUGAAACUAAUUUUAACAAAUGCCAGAGUUUUGGCCAUAACCACUUUGCAAGCUUGCUCUUUAUUUUUAUCGACUAUUGUACAUGCACUGAAUUGUUUUAAUAGAAUGUAAAUAAACUGAGGAUUUGGAAGCAAAAACUGUUACAGAAUUCAGCAUUCAGUAUUUUAAAGACAUUUAUUUAAAUUAAGCCAUAUUUUCUUGAAGGCCUUUUGUACACACUGUGCAUGGCUGAUUUCAGGACUUGUCACUGAAACAAUUUAAUAAUUUAACUGUAAUGCAAUGAUUUUAUUAUUAAUUAGAAGUCUCAUACUUACUUUGGUCAAAUCAUUGUGUGUAAAUGAUUCUAAUUAAAGUGUAAUGUACAAAAUGUAAUCAAAGCCUGAAGGAUUGCACAACAAAA
Colossoma macropomum (tambaqui) is the source of this 2827-nucleotide messenger RNA. It is a transcript of the gene gpr37l1b, whose product is annotated as G protein-coupled receptor 37 like 1b. The record is from RefSeq and is a predicted model, not a curated record. The transcript has 2 exons. Gene Ontology annotation, cellular component: signaling receptor complex; plasma membrane. NCBI's taxonomy places the organism in Eukaryota, Metazoa, Chordata, Actinopteri, Characiformes, Serrasalmidae. Gene Ontology annotation, biological process: positive regulation of MAPK cascade; adenylate cyclase-inhibiting G protein-coupled receptor signaling pathway. Gene Ontology annotation, molecular function: G protein-coupled peptide receptor activity. The coding region runs from base 154 to 1692 and encodes 512 amino acids.